AUGGAUGAUUGGCCGACUCUAGAACAGGCGAUACACACGUCGGAAAAAAAAAAAUCGGGAGUCAUCACAAAUGGGGAAACGAAACAAAAUGGAAAUUGUAAGGAAAAAUCAGGGAAUCACGAUGACAGCGACGAAAAAAAACAUUUGGACGGUCACGAGAGUUGUGAUAAUGAAAAAUAUGAUAAGUCUCGUGAUAAAGAUUUUAAAGACAAAGAAAAUUAUAAAAAAUCUUAUCGGUUUUUUCGAGGAAGAGGAGGACGGCAACGCAACAAUAAAAAUUCAUUUAAAAAAUCUCCGUUGGAUUAUCCAGAUUAUCCAGUAGAAUAUACACCCUUAAAAUUAAAUGGAAAUUUAGUCAGAACGCCAUAUGUGAUACCCUAUGUGCAGGUUGAACCCAUACCUGUAUACGUAGAUUCUUCUUUUCAGUGGCCCAUACCCGAUAAAGUGACACAAAUUCCCGGAAACGAGUCUUCCAAUCCGAUCAUUAUGAUACCUCCGCCUCCGUUAAUUCACACAUUUUCUCCUUUGCCAUCCUUUCUCCCCGAUUCUCCCUUUUUUCAACCCUCUAAUAUCAAUAAAAGUCAGUACGAAAAUUUAAAUCCAAACGUUCCUGAGUUCGUGCCUGUAAAUCACGUGAAUGCAACAAAUGGUGAUCUCUCAGAUGGUGAAGAAAUAUUAGAAAAUGGAGAAGUCAAACCUCCUCGGGAAAAAAAUCACGAAGAUGUUAAAAAAAAAUUUACCCGAAGUGAAAAUGAAAAAGAGGAAUUGGAUUUUCAAUUCGACGAAGAUUUGCAACUUCCUCAGGGACGUCAUAACACAUUCACGGAUUGGUCCGAUGAUGACGAAGACUACGAAUUGUCAGAUGAUCAGAUAGACAAAUUGCUGAUUGUAACACAAAAUUAUCAAUCGAAUAGACCUCCUAAACACGAAGGUCACGAUAGAACAGCCAAAUGGACGUCCAGAGUUAAAAUGAGUCAAGAAUUGGAACAACCUCAAAAUUCUCGAAAAAGUUAUAACGAAAUCCUUCCACCUCCCCCUCCACCUCCUUCGCUCAGUAUUGGCUUUGAUACAUCACCUAUGGAUAAUG
This is a messenger RNA of Pediculus humanus corporis (human body louse), 1087 nucleotides long. RefSeq lists its product as uncharacterized. The annotation marks the transcript as partial. NCBI's taxonomy places the organism in Eukaryota, Metazoa, Arthropoda, Insecta, Psocodea, Pediculidae. The transcript has 7 exons. The record is from RefSeq and is a predicted model, not a curated record.